UAUCAUUUAUGUCUGAACGCUAUGAACAGUUUUGCUUUGAAAAUGUUUACGUCCUACAUUUUGGCUGCAAUGAUUUGGAUUCAUCGGUAAAUCAAGCAUCUUAUUGCAGCAAUAAUUCGGCGUGGCGCAGAGUCCGUGGAGUGCGUUGGGUAUAGCGACGCCGGUAUAUGGCUCUGACGAUUUCACUUAACAAGCCUCUCUACCCUUCCAGUCUAUCUCGCCAACGUCGAAUCUCAGUUGACCUACGUUCCAAGCGCUACAUUUACGACAGUGUGUCCUCCAAGUCAGCUAACGAGUCGCCUCUUCUCUCUGACACGUACACUCAAAGAAGCUCCAUGGACAACAACAAAUCGAACCGGUCCAAGGGCAGAGAGGGAAAGGCGAGGUCCUCUAUCAUCUACAAGAAGUCCGUUCAGCACACCGACCCUGCUGUCGACACCGAUCUCACUUCCACCGCACCUGUGUCUAAACCCAAUUUGUUGAGCUGCAUUUUCGUCACCGCUUGGGAAUGGACCGUUGGCGCUGCAGUUUCUCGCAGGAGGUUGUCGCGGCGUCGUUCGCUGAAGCCACUUCAUCUCGUUUCCCGCCAUUGCAAUUCCCAGCUUCGUCCUUGGCACCUUCUUCUCAUGUUUCUAUGGGACUCUUCCCUGAAGCCGAUGUUGGUUCUUGUGGGCCGGCAAGUCGGUGAGCGGGAUGAGGCACGGAGAUCAUUAUCCCUAGCCGCUUUAGCCGGAAGCUUACGAGCUCAUUGGCAGUCAUUAGUUGACGGAGGUCUUCUGUUUUCUGUUUUCCGUUUCUACAGGCUACUUUUUGCAUUCCUUUUCGAAUUGCACUCUCGUUACCUCCACGCCUUUUCGCGCUACUCUUAUUACAUGGACACAUGAUAAAUUCAUGAAUAUAGGACAUGCAUGAUAAUAAUGACAUUAAUGAUGUUACAGACGGAAGCAAG
Molecule: messenger RNA, 949 nt
Organism: Guyanagaster necrorhizus
Lineage: Eukaryota; Fungi; Basidiomycota; Agaricomycetes; Agaricales; Physalacriaceae
Exons: 1
Coding region: 168-884 (238 amino acids)
Source: RefSeq, a predicted model, not a curated record